Molecule: messenger RNA, 756 nt
Organism: Brienomyrus brachyistius
Lineage: Eukaryota; Metazoa; Chordata; Actinopteri; Osteoglossiformes; Mormyridae
Exons: 7
Coding region: 1-756 (251 amino acids)
Biological process (GO): response to bacterium
Source: RefSeq, a predicted model, not a curated record
AUGCCUGCAGAGGCAGACACUUCACUGGCUGUGGAUGUUGUUCAGCCCAGCUACCUGAUGAGGGUCCAGCAUGGAGACACACUUCUCUACGUACCUGGUGAAUUUUACAAGGAAUAUAAAAACAUAAAACGUUACUCCUUACUGAAUGCAGAGGGGAGUUUUAACCUCACUAUUUCUAACGUGGAGCCGUCAGAUUCUGCAGUGUAUUAUUGCGCUGCUCUGUUCUAUAAUGAAAUCGCAUUUGGAAAUGGAACCUUUGUCAUAAUUUCAGGUAAAGACUCCAACAGCAAGACUGUGGUACAGCAGCCUGUGUCUGACACUGUGUCUGACACAGACUCUGUGAGUCUGCAGUGUACGAUAGAGACUGGGAGCUGUGCAGGAGAACACAGUGUUUACUGGUUCAGACAUGGAUCAGGAGAAUCCCUUCCUGGAGUCAUUUACAGCCACGGAAACAGCAGUGAUGAGUGUGAGAAGAGCCCUGAGGCUGGAUCUCCUACACGGAGCUGCGUCUACAGCCUCCCCAAGGGGAACCUCAGCCUCUCCGAUGCUGGGACUUACUACUGCGCCGUGGCCAUGUGUGGGGAGAUGCUGUUUGGGAACGGCACACAGCUGGAUAUAGAUGGCUUUCAGAAGCUGCUGGAUCCUCUUCACUCUGGCUUGCUGAUAGUUUUAUCUUGCAGCAUUAUUCUGAACGAUCUCGUCGUUUCAGACGGUCCUCCCACCACCUUUGACAUGGCAGCUGUUGUCACAUGUUGA